GGAGGCGGCGGGGCAGCAACAGCGGUGAGCGGGUCCUCAUGGCCUAGAAAAAUCCUGCAAAAAUGUCUCUGUACCCAUCUCUUGAAGACCUGAAGGUAGACAAACUUAUUCAGGCUCAAAAUGCCUUUUCUGCAAACCCUGGCAACCCAGCAAUUUUGUCUGAAGCUUCUGCUCCCAUUUCUCAAGAUGGAAAUCUAUACCCUAAAUUGUAUCCAGAGCUCUCCCAGUACAUAGGCUUGAGUUUAAAUGAAGAAGAAAUCCAUGCAAAUAUGGCUGUGGUCCCUGGAGCACCAGUUCAGGGGCAGUUGGUAGCAAGACCUUCCUGUAUGAACUAUAUGGUGGCUCCUAUAACUGGUAAUGAUGGUGGAACUCGUAGAGCAGAAAUUAAGCAAGGGAUUCGUGAAGUCACUUUGUGUAAGGAUCAAGAUGGAAAAAUUGGGCUCAGGAUUAAAUCAAUAGAUAAUGAUAUAUUUGUUCAGCUGGUCCAGGCAAAUUCUCUAGCCUCAUUGGUUGGUCUGAGAUUUGGGGACCAAGUACUCCAGAUCAAUGGGGAAAACUGUGCAGGCUGGAGCUUUGAUAAAGCACACAAGGUGAUCAAACAGGCUUUUGGAGAGAUUACUAUGACAGUUACCAUGCACAAGGAUAGUACUGGACAUGUUGGCUUUAUCUUUAAAAAUGGAAAGAAAACAUCCAUAAGGAAAGAUAGUCCUACAACCAGAAAUGGUCUUCUCAUAGAACAUAACAUCUGUGAAGACAACGGGCAGAAUGUCAUUGGGCUGAAGGAUUCUCAAACUGCAGACAUACUGUCAAUAUCUGAGACUGCAGUUACUAUUAAAAUCAUGCCUGCUUUUAUCUUUGAACAUAUUAUUAAAUGGAUGGCACCAAGCACUAUGAAAAGCCUGAUGGACCACAUCAUUCCUGAGGUUUAA
Molecule: messenger RNA, 929 nt
Organism: Lutra lutra (Eurasian river otter)
Lineage: Eukaryota; Metazoa; Chordata; Mammalia; Carnivora; Mustelidae
Product: syntenin-1-like
Exons: 1
Coding region: 63-929 (288 amino acids)
Biological process (GO): positive regulation of transforming growth factor beta receptor signaling pathway
Cellular component (GO): plasma membrane; cytoplasm
Molecular function (GO): syndecan binding
Source: RefSeq, a predicted model, not a curated record